AUGCCUAUUUUCAACCCUAAAACAGUUACAAAUUUUCUGACUUAUGAAAAAGAGGAAAAAGUGGGCUUUCUAUGGAAAAAGCGUUCAGAACAGAAAAAAUCAUAUAAAAAACGUUACUUCAUAUUGUGUGGUAAUAUUUUAGCGUAUUUUGAUAAGAAGUUGGAUAAGGAACCAUUGGGUAUUAUAUUUUUGGAUUGUCAUAUUGUUGAAAUGUUGGAUGAUUUGAAAAUGGCAAUACGAUUCAGAGGACCUGGCGAAUUAUCUCGCAGUUAUAUUUUAAAGGGUGAAACAGCUGAGGAUAUUGAAGAUUGGAUGCGUGCUAUCAGUAGAUGUAGUAUUGAAUUUAUUACUUUAACUCUUGAAGAUUUAGAGGAUCACUACAAAGCACUGACUACGGUAAAACAAACAAAUACAGAUCAGCAAUCAUCAUCAUCUACAUUAAUUGGAAAUAAUAAUAAUAAUAAUUCAACUCUUUCAGCUGUUAAAUCCUCAAUAUUUUCUAGACGUUCAAAUCCGUUUAAUAAAAGUAAUAGUGUUACUGGCACUAGUUAUGAUAUCGAUCCUACUGGGUUCUAUAGUCAAUCACGCAAAUUGUAUCCAUCCAGUAGUUCUAAUGGUUUAUUAAAUCAAACCAUAUCGUCCUCUAUAAAUCAUACUCGAUGGUUAUUAACACAGAAUUGGGAACAAUUAAAUUCUCGUUUAAAAGCUCAAUUCAUGAUAUGUGACAACAAAACUGACACAUAA
This is a messenger RNA of Schistosoma spindalis, 744 nucleotides long. Lineage: Eukaryota; Metazoa; Platyhelminthes; Trematoda; Strigeidida; Schistosomatidae. The record is from the annotation of a GenBank genome assembly.